UAGCAUUUACAGUAGCUCUACUUUAACCGCCUCCCACCCGCCAUAUAAGGAAUCUAACCACCAAUGCCACCUGCCAGUGCCCAUCAGUGCCACAUCAAUGCCACAUAUCAGUGCCUACCAGUGGACAUCAAUACCACAUAUCAGUGCCCAUCUGAGCUGCUUUUCAGUGCCACCUAUCAGUGCCAGUCAGUGCCACCUAUCAAUGCCAGUCAGUGCCGCCUAUCAGUGCUGCCAAUCAGUGCCACCUAUCAGUGCCAGUCAGUGCUACCUAUCAGUGUGCAUCAGUGCUGCCUAUCAGUGCCCAUCAGU
Molecule: messenger RNA, 309 nt
Organism: Staurois parvus
Lineage: Eukaryota; Metazoa; Chordata; Amphibia; Anura; Ranidae
Source: the annotation of a GenBank genome assembly